Messenger RNA from Silurus meridionalis, 1599 nucleotides. Its product is annotated as scavenger receptor cysteine-rich type 1 protein M130-like. The transcript is spliced from 7 exons. Lineage: Eukaryota; Metazoa; Chordata; Actinopteri; Siluriformes; Siluridae. Gene Ontology annotation, cellular component: membrane. Bases 1 to 1599 code for a protein of 532 amino acids. The record is from RefSeq and is a predicted model, not a curated record.
AUGAAAGCUGCUGCAGUGGUGUGUCGAGAAGUAGGCUGUGGGGAGGCUGUUGAUGCACUGGGUGAGGCUUCGUUUGGACAGGGUUCAGGACCAAUCUGGAUGAGAAACCUGGAGUGUAGUGGAUUUGAAUCUAGCCUGAAAAAAUGUGGGUUAAGUGGGUCAUCUGUAGAUAAGUGCAAUCAUAAAGAGGACGCUGGAGUUAUCUGCUCAGAAGUCAGGCUUGUUGGUGGUUCUCGCUGCUCCGGGAGAGUAGAAGUGCUUCAUGGGAAGACCUGGUUCUCAGUGUGUAAUGCUGAUUUUGACAAGCAGGAUUUUGAAGUUAUGUGUCGGGAGCUGGGCUGUGGGCCUCCUGUAAAGAUGCUGGGUGCAGGUGCUGUUCGCAGAGGCAACAGUCAGGUGUGGAGAGAGCAACUUCAGUGCAGAGGCACAGAGUCUCAAAUUCAUUUUUGUCCAAAAUCUACACUUAGACACAGCUGCUCCCAUGAUAGUGAAGUGGGCCUGGUAUGUGCUGAUAGUGUGAGGCUGGUAAAUGGUAGCAGUCAUUGUGCUGGUAGAGUGGAGGUUCUUCAUAGAGGAGAGUGGGGAACGGUGUGUGAUGAUAACUGGAAUAUGAAGGCUGCUGCAGUUGUAUGUGGAGAACUGGGUUGUGGAGAAGCUGUCGAUGCGCUGCAUCAUUCUCACUUUGGAGCAGGAUCAGAUUCAAUCUGGAUGGAUGAUGUGAGCUGUACAGGAUCAGAAUCUACGCUAAAGAACUGUGGAUCAGCAGAGUUUAGCAUAAAUGAUUGUGAUCACAUGAAAGAUGCUGGAGUCAUCUGCUCAGAGAGUUUGAAGCUGGUUGAUGGUGGAAGUCGGUGUGCUGGUAGGGUAGAGGUUUUUUAUAGAGGACAGUGGGGAACAGUGUGUGAUGAUGGCUGGAAUAUGAAAGCUGCUGCAGUGGUGUGUAAAGAGCUGGGCUGCAGUGAGGCAAUAGAUGCACUAAGUGAUGCCCACUUUGGACUGGGAACCGGACCAGUCUGGAUGGUUGUUGGGGACUGUAGUGGGGAUGAGGAAACACUAAAAAGCUGUUUAUCAGGAGAGUGGGGUACAGAUUACUGUAGCCAUAAAGAUGAUGCUGGGGUUGUAUGCUCAGGAGUCAGGCUUGUUGGUGUUUCGCAUUGCUCUGGGAGAAUAGAGGUGCUUAAUGGGAAGACUUGGGCUACAGUGUGUAACGAUGACUUCAGCCAGCAAGAUGCAGAGGUUGUAUGUCGAGAGGUGAACUGUGGGCCUCCUAUAAAGGUGCAAAGAGGAGAUGCGUUUGGCAGAGGUGUGGGGAUUGUGUGGAAAAAGAAGCUUCAGUGUAGAGGCACAGAGUCUCACAUUCAUUUUUGUCCCACAUCUCCGCUUGAACACAACUGCUCCCAUUCUAAUGAUGUAGAACUGGAGUGUGCAGCUGGAGUAAGACUGGUGGACGGUGGCAGUCGUUGUGCAGGAAGAUUAGAGAUCUUGCAUAGAGGACGCUGGGGAGCAGUGUGUGAGGUUAACCGGAAUAUGAGAGUUGCUGAAGUGGAUCAGGGCCUAUCUGGGAAGAUAUAUACUGUACAGGAUCAGAGUCUACCCUGA